Molecule: messenger RNA, 1296 nt
Organism: Neoarthrinium moseri
Lineage: Eukaryota; Fungi; Ascomycota; Sordariomycetes; Amphisphaeriales; Apiosporaceae
Exons: 3
Coding region: 1-1296 (431 amino acids)
Molecular function (GO): monooxygenase activity; oxidoreductase activity, acting on paired donors, with incorporation or reduction of molecular oxygen; heme binding
Source: RefSeq, a predicted model, not a curated record
AUGAUUCAGCUGCAUGACCGACAUGGCCACUUCAUUCGUAUUGCUCACAAUGAGCUGAGCGUUAGUCAUCCAGAUGCGGUCAAAAAGAUUCUGCUGAGUCCUCUUCGCAAGGCGGACUGGUAUACAAUCAUCGCAUUCCCGGACGGACGAUACCAGAACCCAAUGUCUACAACUGACCCCAAGAAGAAAAUCGAACGGUCAAAGAAUCUUGCACCAGGGUAUAACAUAUCCAAUCUGCUCCAGUCUGAAGCAGCAAUCGACGAUAACAUUCACUUUUUCCGGAGCUGGCUGGACAAGUUCUCUGCAAAUGGGCAACCUAUCAACUUGGACCAGUAUUUUGCCUAUUUGACCAAUGACAACGUUGGUGAGGUUGUCUUUUCCAAGUCCUUCGGCUUUCUUCGUGAAGGGAAGGAUAUUGGUAACACCAUCAAAAACUCUCUAGGUCACAACGCCUAUGUUGCCAUCAUGGGGUUCUAUGGAUGGCUCCAUACCUUGCUUGUAGGCAAUUCGUUUGUCACUUGGUUGGGAGUCAUGCCCUAUGGCCACAUUAUCGAGACCGCUAUGAAUUCUGUCAAAGACAGCCAGCGGAAUGUAGACGCGCGGUUCGACCUGAUGAGCCACUGGCUUAGGGCUUUGGACGAACACCCUGAUCGCAUGAGCGUCCGGGAUGUCCAUGCGGCCGUAUUCAACAACAUUGCGGCAGGUGCAGAUACUGUGGCGUGCGGACUGCAGUCUUUCGUAUACCACAUGAUCAGACAUCCCACGGCGUGGCAGCGGGUGCGUGAUGAGAUCAUUGGGGCUGGCCUACUGGAUGAAAAUACCAUAGUAUCAUUCACGGAUGCGCAGAAGCUUCCCUACUUGCAAGCCUGCAUCACUGAGGCUCUGCGUGUAUUUGGCCCAGUACCAAUGGGUUUGCCACGGGUGGUUGGGCCAGAGGGGCUUUAUAUCGGCGGCAAAACAUUGCCGGGUGGCACUAUUGUCUCCGUUAAUCCUCACGUCAUCCACCAGUCGAAAGAGAUAUGGGGCCCCGACGCUCGUGAGUUCAACCCUGAGAGGUGGCUUUCGGAGGGCUCGGCAAAGAUGCAGAAAUACUGGAUUCCUUUCGGUGCCGGCUAUGCUUCGUGCCCCGGACAGAAUAUAGCUCGCAUCGAGCUGUCGAAGAUCACGGCAACUAUUGUGCGGGACUAUGAUAUUCAUCUGGUGGACAAGGCCCAAGAGUGGAAGUAUAAGGCGUACUUCACAGUCGUGCCACAUAGCUGGCCGGUAUACGUUAACCGUGCCAAAUCGGGGCAAUGA